Dermochelys coriacea (leatherback sea turtle) is the source of this 4405-nucleotide messenger RNA. It is a transcript of the gene PHC2, whose product is annotated as polyhomeotic homolog 2. The coding region runs from base 484 to 3072 and encodes 862 amino acids. The transcript is spliced from 15 exons. The record is from RefSeq and is a predicted model, not a curated record. Gene Ontology annotation, cellular component: nucleus; PRC1 complex. Gene Ontology annotation, molecular function: protein binding; zinc ion binding. Lineage: Eukaryota; Metazoa; Chordata; Testudines; Dermochelyidae.
GUUUCCCAGGAGCUGGAGGAGGCAGGGCCAGGCCAGCCCGGCUGGGGCUGCCAUUGGCGGCGCCAGGCACGUGAGCCACAUUGGAAUGCUAAUGAAUUAUGGCAUUUUUCUCCCUGCUCGGCUGUCUGACGGGGAGAGGCAGCAGGAGAGCAGGGCACCGCCAGGCGCCCACUGGUAGGCGACGAGGUGUGAGAGCCAGGGAGCAGCUGCAGGCCCGGGCGCCCUGGCUCAGGCUGAGCUCCGCUGGCUUGAGGCCCCUGGCCUAGGGGAGCCCAGCCGGAGCCCCCCCACACACAAGCACCUUCAGCUUAACCCUUCGGAGGCCAGACUGUCAUGGCUGGUGGGAGCAGCGCGCUAAGCUGCUUGGCACAUGCCCUGCACACGUGCAGGCGGCAGCUCUAACCUGACCAGAAUCCCCUUUCCCACCACCUCGGGCUUUGUAUUUCCUUCUUCCUGCCCCAAUUGGUGCCCAGGACCGUUACCAUGGAGAAUGAGCAGCUGCAGGUCCCACCUCCCUCCAGCAGCACCAGCACCGCCAGCAGCAGCAACGGGCGCCAGCCGGGGCCCCAGAUCUCUGUGUACAGUGGGAUCCCAGACCGCCAGACCGUCCAGGUGAUCCAGCAGGCCCUGCAGCGGCAGCCCAGCACUGCGGCGCAGUACCUGCAGCAGAUGUACGCGGCCCAGCAGCAGCACCUCAUGCUGCAGACGGCCGCUCUGCAGCAGCAGCACCUCGGCAGCGCCCAGCUCCAGAGCCUGGCGGCCGUGCAACAGGCGAGUCUGGCUGCUAACAGGCAGAGCGGCUCCUCCAGCAGCAAUGCCCCUUCACAGACGCCAUCCCAGCAGCCCACGAUAAACCUGGCCACGUCCCCUGCCGCCGCCCAGCUGAUCAACCGAGCUCAGAGCGUGAACUCUGCAGCCGCCUCAGGCAUCGCCCAGCAGGCUGUGCUCCUGGGGAAUGCCACCUCCCCCGCCCUGACGGCCAGCCAGGCCCAGAUGUACCUCCGGGCCCAGAUGCUCAUCUUCACUCCUACGGCCACAGUCACCGCGGUGCAGCCCGAGGGCAGUGCAGCCCCCACCUCCCAGCCAUCCACCACCACUGCUCAGGUCCAGAAUUUGGCCAUAAGAGCCCAGCAGACAGUAGCACAAGGAGUGGCUUCCUCCCAAGCCCAGCAACUCCCCACCCUGGCCAUGAAGCCAGCUCUAAGCAGCAGCCAGCCGGCUUCCAACACUUCUCAGGGCAAGGCCGCGGGGCCGGCUCCCUCUGCAGCCGCCAAGGGCAGCCAGGCUGAGCAGGCAGCAGAGCACCUUAAAAAGGGAGAUGGCAGCGUGCCCACCAGCAUGGACAACCGAGGGCACCCCAUGAGCCGGACAGUGACACCGGUGACCACCCACCCACUCAUUGCCCCAGCGUAUGCCCAGCUGCAGCCCCACCAGCUCAUUCAGCAGCAGAAGCAGAUCCAGCACCAGUUUGUGAUCCAGCAGCAGCAGCUCCAGCCCAGGUCUCAGCCUCAGCUCAUCCAGGGCGGUGCCAACACCUCACCCCAGCUGCAACCACUGCCCCCGCCCACACCUAGCCUGGCGGUGCAGCCCAGCCUGCAGGUGCAGGGCCAGAGCCAUACCGCCCCACAGGGCCCAGCCCCUCUGUCCCACCCACCGCAGUGCCAGGCUUCCAGUCAACACAAACAGAGUGCCAACCAGCCAUACCAGCCUGCUCUGCAUGCCCCUGGGCUCCAAGCCGUGGGCCCAGCCCAGCCAGCGCCUGAGGGCGGGCCUCAGAACGGACACCCCGGGUGCCUGAACCAUGCCACACAGCGCAAGUUCCAGCAUGCCUCUGCCGUGAUCCUGCAGCUCCAGCCAGCCAUCGGGACGCCUCAGCUCAGCAUCCAGGAGAAUGCCAGGAAAGAUGGCCUUCCUGCUGAUAAGAAUCCAGAAAGUCUGCCAGCUCAGCUGCCUCCGCCACCGCAGGCUGCCCUGAUGCCCCCAGCUGCACCCCCGGACCCAGAGGUCUCUGAGGGCAACAGGCCCCCUACUCAUGAGCCGGGACAGGACCGUGUUCAUGUGCAGAACGACCCCAGCAGCCCCGGUAUGACAUCAGGGAACGGAAACUCUGCCUCUACUGUUGCUGGCACUGCCCCCCAGAAUGGUGAGAAUAAACCACCACAGGCCAUUGUGAAACCACAAGUCCUGACGCAUGUUAUCGAAGGGUUUGUGAUCCAGGAGGGGGCAGAGCCGUUCCCGGUGGGGCGCUCUUCACUGCUCGUGGGGAAUCUCAAGAAGAAGUAUGCCCAGGGCCUUUUGGCUGAGAAACUCCCACAGCAGGAUAAUACAACCACCACUGACUCUGAAAUGGAGGAGCCCUAUCUGCAAGAAUCCAAAGAGGAGGGGAACCCCCCGAAGCUGAAGUGCGAGCUCUGCGGCCGUGUUGACUUCGCCUACAAGUUCAAGAGGUCCAAACGCUUCUGCUCCAUGGCCUGUGCCAAGAGGUACAACGUGGGGUGCACGAAGCGGGUGGGGCUCUUCCACCCUGACCGCAGCAAGCUCCAGAAACCGGGGGCGACCGCACACGGGCGCCGCCGCACCUGCAAGGGAGCCUUACCUGUCCUCAGCAAGGACACCAAGAAACAGACGCCGGUGUCCCUCUCCACGGGCUCGGUGCCGCUUUCCGUCACAGCCUCGCUCCAGCUCAACCGCAGCCAGGAGGAUUCCAGCCGCUGCUCCGAUAACUCGAGCUACGAGGAGCCACUGUCACCCCUCUCAGCCAGCUCGUCCACCUCACGCCGGCGGCAGGGCGAGCGUGACCUGGAGCUGCCUGACAUGCACAUGCGGGACCUUGUGGGCAUUGGGCACCACUUCCUGCCCAGCGAGCCCACCAAGUGGAAUGUGGAGGAUGUCUAUGAAUUCAUCCGCUCCUUGCCAGGGUGCCAGGAGAUCGCGGAGGAGUUUCGUGCCCAGGAGAUCGACGGGCAGGCCCUGCUGCUGCUGAAGGAGGAUCACCUCAUGAGCGCCAUGAACAUCAAGCUGGGCCCAGCACUGAAGAUCUACGCCCGCAUCAGCAUGCUCAAGGACUCCUAGAGGCGCCCGCGUGCAUGGCACGGGCAGCCCCCUGGCCACACCCACGCAGGGCAGAGGCACCUGCCCACGGAAGCCCUUUGGGAACAGGCUGUAGCUGUGGAUAGGAGCUGGGGGACAACACUGGGCCCAUGAGCUCCCUGCUGCCCGGAGCACAAAGGGCCCCUGAAUCCCACAGCUGGGGUCUGAUGCCUGGAUACCUCUGUCAUCCCACCUCUUUGCCGGGGCAGGAGGCUAUGGUUUGAGGACUAUACAUAUUCUGUAGCAUUAGUUUCCCCUCCUGCUGUCCCAGACUGCCCUGCAGUGCACAGGGGAGAGGGGAUCCUGGCUGCAGGGCAGGAUGGGGCUGUUCAAGGGGCAGUGGCCCCCAUGGCCAGGUGCUGGCUGGCAGUAGGCAGGGCUGGGCUGAUUCCCCUCUACCCACCUAGCUGUGUGACCUACAGGAGCACCACUCCCCUCUCCAGCCCCUUUGGCACCCCCUGUUCACCCCCCAGAACUGCAGACUUGCCACCCCCUGGAGAGGUUGAGGGGUUCAUGCUGGACCCAACCCCUACUCUCAAUGCCAAACAGGACGGUUGCCUUAAAGUUGUGUGGUUGUGGUGCCAGGCAUGGCUCCCCCCUCUUUCCCCCAGGGCAGGCUGCCAGUUCCUGGGCCCCCGUUUGUGCUCCCAGCCUGCGGCCAAAGCUGCUGAGGGUGGCAGCGUAUCCUGUGGCUCAGACUGUUAACUCAGAAGCCAGCGUGUCCCACUGGUGAUGGCUCCUGGGCGGUGGGGGCCCUGCUCCUGGGACAGCACAAUGGGGAGCAGGCUCCUGGCUGGCUGUGUGGGGGCAAGAGUGCCCCGUGCCCCUUGGCAGGGGGAUGCAUUGGAGUAGGGCCUGCUGUGUUCCCUGGGCCUGGGCACCGCUGGCCCCAGUGCCCCAAGAGCAUCCGUCCCUGUGCUGGGCGGGGGGGGCUGUCCCUCCAGGCUACUGGGGCCAGUGUAGCUGGCUCAUGCCAAUAGAGCAACCCCCAUGCUGGCUUGGGGGGCAUCUGCACAGGCCUCCCUGGGGCUUCCCUUGGCACCUGUCCUCAGGCUGCCAUAAUACUGCCAAGGCUGCCUGCAUGCAGCGGGGUGGGGGGCUCCAAGCCCCACUGAGAAUCAUUCCUUUCCUAAGAGGGGGAGAGAUGUAGCUCUGUUCUCCCCUCCCUACUGCAGAGCUGCUGGCUGCAAGUGUCCCCCAGCACCUAGGGAGCCACUCCUGGCUCUAGACUGAGGGAGGCUGGGCUGGGAAGGUCUUUUUAAACCCCUUUUUUUUCCCCUGGUUUUUAAUAAACAUUACAAAAAACCCCCACAAA